Rodentolepis nana is the source of this 381-nucleotide messenger RNA. Lineage: Eukaryota; Metazoa; Platyhelminthes; Cestoda; Cyclophyllidea; Hymenolepididae. The record is from the annotation of a GenBank genome assembly.
AUGGAGGCCUUUCUCGGCUCGUGGAAAUUGGAAUCAAAUGAGGGUUUGGGUGAAUUGUUGGUGCGUAUGGGAGCGGGCAUAUUGGCCAGAACGACUAUGAACAAAACAAAACCUCUGAUGAUCAUUACCCGUGAAAAGGGCCCAGGCGACCCCGAGGAAGGGGAGGUAUUCUCGAUCAAAACCCAAUCGAAGAUCAAGAGUGCUGUGUGCACCUUCCGAAUGGGCUAUGCAUUCGAUGAAAUUACAAUGGAUGGACGCUCUGUACGCACAGUUUUCACAAUGGAUGGUGAGACGCUGAAACAAGAGCAGAAAGGGACAAAGACAACUCAUAUCACCUAUAGCAUUGAGAAAGAUACGCUAAGGAUGGUAAGUCAGAUUUAG